This is a messenger RNA of Darwinula stevensoni, 2550 nucleotides long. The record is from the annotation of a GenBank genome assembly. Lineage: Eukaryota; Metazoa; Arthropoda; Ostracoda; Podocopida; Darwinulidae.
AUGGCGUCUCUCGUGGAUUGGCUCUGGACUUUCUGUCGUGUGGGAAUGUUUCUUGGGAUUCUACCUGUGCAAAAAGCAGAGAACGAUGCUAAGAAAGUGACAUUUCGAUUCUGGAGUUUCCCCUUUUUCUGGUCUCUCCUCAUCAUCUGCGCAAGUGUCACUUCCAUCGGCUGGGUAGUACCACUCUUCUACAAGUACUUCGAUCUGAAUGGGUAUACGCUGGCAGAUCGAAUCGGUUCUUACGUCAUGGUCGUUGCUGGAUUCGGGAUCACUUUGACCUACGUCUCGGCUCAACUACUGACUGCUCGAAAAGUCCCGGGGUUGCUGGAAGAUCUCUACGAAUCCUGGAAGGAGUUGGAGUCUGUGGACAGUUCCACUGCGGCUUCCUCCUCUGGCCGAUCGUUUCUUUUCACUUUGUUCUGCUGCGGCUCCUUCUAUCUCGCAGAUGUCUCCAUGUCCUGUGUGAUUGUUCAGGGAUUCCCUCACCUUGCGUGGAUUGUGAGCUCUGCUCUCAUGUUGGUCAUCGAAGCCGGACUCUUGGCUCUCUUCCUGUUCAUCUGUCUUUCGUGUCAGAUCCUCAAGGUGAUCUUGGAGGAGCGAUUGUGGGAACUGCGGAAUGCCACGAAAUCCCUACGGAACGGAGAAGUUUUGGCGCUCUAUUUGGAGACGCAUCUUCGAGUUUCUCAAUUGAGCAGGAGGCUGUCUUCCGCAUUUCAUCCCACUCUCUAUCUCAGCUUUCUCACGCAAAUCCUGAUGACCAUUACAUUUGCCUUCUACAUAAUCUCUUGGAUUAUGAGAAGUUCCUGGCUCAUGGCUGGGAUGGCUUUGGCGAGAACUUUGUUCGGCGACUUUCUCCUCUUUUCCCUCUGUCGGACUGCCGACGGCCUCUCAUCUAAGGCAGAGGAGAUCAUUCUCACGCUCACGAGUGAUAGGACCUUGAUUUUAGACGAGAAAUCCAGGAAUCAGGUGAUGCAUUUCGAGUCUUUGACAAGGACUCAUCAGGUGAAACUACAGGCGUCAGGAUAUUUCACCCUCAACAAGGCUCUUCUUACUUCCGAGUACUUAGAUCGUAAUGGGAAUACGCUGGCAGAUCGUAUCACUUCCUACAUCAUGGGUUUCGCCGGACUUGGCGCCGUCUUGACCUACAUCUCGUCCCAACUUGUGACGGCACGGAAAGUCCCCGGAUGGCUGGAAGACGUCGAUGAGGCCUGGAACGGAUCGAAAUCGGUGGUUGGAUCCGCCGCGGAAUCCUCCUCCCGUCGAUCGUUCCUCAUCACCGUGUUUUGCUGCAGCUGCUUCUAUCUCGUAGAUGUGGCCUCCGUCUGGAUCAGUACACUAGGGUUCAUCCACCCGGUGGGCAUUGCGUGCAGUGUCUUCACGUGUGUCGUCGAAACCGGACUGAUGACCCUCUACCUCUUCAUUUCACUCUCGUGUCAGAUUCUUAAGGUGAUCCUAGAGCAGCGAGCCUGGGAAUUACAGAAUACUCUGAAACCCUCGAGUAAAGAAGUCUUGUCCCUCUACUUGGAGACGCAUCUGCAAGUGUCUUACUUGUCAAGGAGGUUUUCUUCCGUACUCCAUCCCGCGCUCUUCCUGAAUUUUCUCACGGACAUCGUCAUGACCAUCGUAUUCGCCUUCUUCAUCAUCUCGUGGGCCCUGGAAGGUUCCUGGCUUAUGGCUUCGAUGGCUUCGGUGAAAACUUUGUUCUUCAAUUUCCUUCUCUUCUCCCUCUGUCAGACUGCCGACAGCCUCUCUUCCAAGGGAGAGGAGAUCAUUCUCACGCUCACGAAUGAUAGGACCUUGAGUGCAGACAAAAAAUCCAAGAUUCAGGUGAUUCAUUUUGAGUCCCAGACGCGGACUCAUCAGGUGAAACUGGAAGCCUCAGGGUAUUUCACCCUCAACAAGGCUCUUCUUACUUCUGUGGCGAGUAAUAUGCUGACGUAUCUGAUAGUUUUACUGGAGUUUCGCAGACCAGUCAUCCAGUCAUCCAUGAGCCAGUUGGGCUCAUGUGAUAACAUGCAAUUCCUGGAUGAUUCCGGGACUCGCCUGCGAUUCGGUGUCACUUCCGUCGGCUUGGUUAUACAACUCUUCCAGAAGUACUUCAAUCAGUUUGGGUAUACGCUGGGAGAUCGAAUCGGUUUCUACAUCAUGAUCAUGGCUGGAUUCGGGAUUACUUUGACCUACGUCUCGGCUCAACUACAGACGGCUCGAAAAAUCCCUGAGUGGUUGGAAGAUCUCCACGAAACCUGGAAGGAAUUGGAGUCAGUGGAGGGGUCCACAGCGGCUUCUUCCUCCCGUAGAUCCUUUCUUUUCACGGUGCUCUGCUGCGGCUGUUUCUAUCUAGCAAAUGCAGCUAUGUCCUGGAUCGUCAUCCAUCAACAAUUUUCAGUCCCUUCGACGGUUGUGAACACUGCUCUCAUGUUGGUCAUCGAAGCCGGGCUCUUGACUCUCAUCCUAUUCCUCUCUCUUUCGUGUCAGGCAGUAGAUGGAAACCUUCUGGCUUGUGAGGAUGGAAACCUUCUGUCUGAACCUGAAUUCGACGUUCUUGACUGA